Molecule: messenger RNA, 1182 nt
Organism: Filobasidium floriforme
Lineage: Eukaryota; Fungi; Basidiomycota; Tremellomycetes; Filobasidiales; Filobasidiaceae
Exons: 1
Coding region: 1-1182 (393 amino acids)
Molecular function (GO): nucleic acid binding; zinc ion binding
Source: RefSeq, a predicted model, not a curated record
AUGGAGGCGAUUCCUCGAUUCUCCGGUAGCGAACCGAAACUCUUCUUGAGGAAGUUCGAAGCCGCGAUGUUGAUGCUGAAGGAGGAUGUAGACGAGCGAAAAGCAAUCUAUUUGGCGACAGCGAUGGACCCGGAUACAGCGGCCGAUCGGUGGCUCGAAUCGGUCCCGAGCGGCCUGCGAGGAAACUAUCCGUUGAUGGUCGAUUCGUUCAAGAAGAAGUUUUGCAAGGACGAGAUGGAUACGGAGAAAGGAAUGAUCGCGUUGAAUCGGCUCAGCGAAAUGAAGCUAGCUGAUGAAGACAUUGGGGUAGUACGAGAUGGAAAAUCUAGGAACAGGAAGUAUGUGGAAGAGGUGGAGAAGUUGUUGACGAAGAUCCCGAAGGAUACGACUGAGACUUCGAAAGCGGUGGCGUUGCUGGCGAACAUGGGAGCCCAUACUCGAAGGCUGAUUCAGAAUCGAAGGCUAUACAAGUUUGAUGAGAUCAUGGACUUCGUGCGAGAUAUGGGUGAGAUGGACGUCGACGAGGUCAGGAGGAACGUCAUGAUCGACAGGGGAUCUGGCUGGAGGAACUCGUACACGUUCUCGCCACAGACUUCACCUCAACAGUAUCGCCCUCAACAACCUCUACGAUCUUUCAACUCCUCUUACCAACAGCGACAGCCGCAGUACUCUCAGCAAGCCACCUACUCGGGAUCCAGUUCGUUUGACGAUCAGAACAUACCUCCGGAAGACAGCAGCCGUCGGAUGAACAAAGGUAGCGUGGCCCCUGAUCAGCAAGUACGAAUCGACAGUUGGAUGAAGGCGCACCCAGGCGUAUCCGAUCCCCCAGCCGAGAGCAACUUUCCCUUGACACCCGGGACUCUACCAGCCGGGAACAGCGAGUGCUAUAGGUGCGGUCAGAGAGGACACCGAUCGAGGGAUUGUACCGGGAACCCUUUGCCUCAGAUGGAGCAGAGGUACAGGUACAACGUCUCUUCCCGAAAGAUUGCUGAUAGGUCCUUCAGCUUCGGAACCGGAGCAAACGCGGCGGCGCCUAUCAGAUCGAUUGCGUAUAGGGAACCGGAGUACAGAGAUAUGGAUGAAGACUACGAGUACGGCCUUUCGUCCGCCCCGAGCUGGGAGGUGCGAGAGACGGGACGAGGUUGGUUGGAUUCGGAAAACGACUACGGGUUGGGGCAGUAG